Molecule: messenger RNA, 987 nt
Organism: Colletotrichum truncatum
Lineage: Eukaryota; Fungi; Ascomycota; Sordariomycetes; Glomerellales; Glomerellaceae
Source: RefSeq, a predicted model, not a curated record
AUGCGGUCAUUCGGUCUUGCCAGCAACCUUGCGGUGUCGUUUGCCGCUGUCGUGAACACAGCAAACGCCGCCCCGAUCGACGACACGACACAGCUGCCGCAAAGAAUUGAAUGGAGAAGCCUCUCGGAUGCCGGAAAAGCAGAUUACAUCACGGCAGUAAAAUGUCUCGACAGUAAACCAUCAAAAAUUGGACUCGAAACCUCGCGAUACAACGAUUUCCCCUACGUUCAUGCCCAGCUCAACAUCCAAAUCCAUUUUGUGGCACAGUUCUUGCCAUGGCACAGGUACUUUGUUCACAUCUACGAGACGGCGCUACGAGAUGAAUGUGGUUACACGGGUCCCAUGACAUACUGGGACUGGACCCUUGACUCUGACGACAUGUCCAAGAGCCCGGUCUUCUCAACAGAUGCGACCACGGGAUUCGGAGGAAACGGCUUGAACGGCGGCUUGACCUCGCCAUCACGUCCUAAUCCGUUGGUUAUGUGCGUUACCGAGGGUGCUUUUGGUAACUUUACGGUGUCGUACUUCAACACAGCACUGCGGGCGCAUUGCUUAAACCGCGGUUUCAACAACGGCUUGGGUGUUGACAACGGCAAGUUUCAAGGAAAGCUUUACUCGCCUGAGAAGAUUGCCGAAAUUACCGGAAACUCUCACAACUUUUCCACCUUUGCAACAGUGUUGGAAAAUGAGCCUCACGGAGCGAUUCACCAGUCCGUCGGCGGAGAUCUCAUCCCGUCAACAUCUCCAAAUGACCCCCUCUUCUUCCUUCAUCACGUGCAAAUCGACAGACUUUGGUGGUUGUGGCAACAAGAAGACCUCGAGACCCGCACGAACGAUUUCUCGGGAAUCAGGAUCUUGGCUUCUGGCCAAGUGGAUGAGCAGCCGGCGUCUUUGAGCGACGCACUGCCGAUGUUGGGUCUCGCGUCUGACAUACCUGUGCAGCAGGUCAUGUCAACGAAUACCGACUUCUUGCGAUACAAAUACUAG